Melospiza melodia melodia is the source of this 2372-nucleotide messenger RNA. It is a transcript of the gene GJC1, whose product is annotated as gap junction protein gamma 1. Gene Ontology annotation, biological process: cell-cell signaling. Gene Ontology annotation, molecular function: gap junction channel activity. Lineage: Eukaryota; Metazoa; Chordata; Aves; Passeriformes; Passerellidae. The transcript is spliced from 4 exons. Bases 745 to 1926 code for a protein of 393 amino acids. Gene Ontology annotation, cellular component: connexin complex. The record is from RefSeq and is a predicted model, not a curated record.
AGGAGGAUCAGGCAGAAUGAGCCCCUCUAACCUUGGCUGAUCCCACAGAACGGAAGCAAUUCCACUUGCAAGUUCUUGAGUUUGUUCUGCAUUGAAUUUGGAUGGGCUGAACCUUUCCAAGACUUAAUGACUGUCAUUUUGCUUGAACCAAAACAUUUCCUUAAAGCUCAGGAAGUUCUUUGCCUGCUCAUGGGUCCUCCUGUGUUUGUCCCAGCAGUCAGGGCUAGGACUAAAUGGACAAAGUGACAUUUUCUUGGCAAAGCCAAUCAGCUCUUGGGCAGCUUCAGAGCUCCACAGCCAGGACCCACUAAUUGGUUGUUAAAUUGGGUAAAUCUUCCUGCAUCCCAGGGCUGUGGCAGCCCCUGUAUGUAUCUGUACAUGGCACUCUGCAUUGAUAAAACUGCUGGAAUUCAGGUUGGGAAUCACAGGAAUGAUCCCUAUGGUGUUUUUGGUACCUGUCUGCAGGUAGAAAAUGCACUGUGAAAAGCUGGCAUGGAUCUUGAAGAAAUUUCUCAGAUGGGAUGCAGCAGCUUGUCUAAAAGCAUCCUCCCUGUCCCUCAGCUGGUUUUGAGCCUCCUGUCCCCACUCUCUGAUGCUGGAGCAAGUGCUGAAGGAUGCAGCCGCAGGCGCCCGGGGCUGUCUCGCUGACAAGGAGAUUCCUCAAAAGCCUGCGGUGGAGACGUAGGAUCUUCAAGCAAAUUCUGGCAGCUGGAUCCCGAUAGCAGAUAAACUCAUUUGACCACCAUGAGUUGGAGUUUCCUGACCCGCCUGUUAGAGGAGAUCCAGAACCAUUCAACCUUUGUUGGCAAGAUCUGGCUGACAGUGUUGAUUGUGUUUCGGAUCGUCCUGAUCGCCGUGGGAGGAGAAUCCAUUUAUUACGACGAGCAGAGCAAGUUUGUGUGCAACACGGAGCAGCCGGGCUGCGAGAACGUCUGCUACGACUCCUUCGCUCCUCUCUCCCACGUCAGGUUCUGGGUGUUCCAGAUCAUCCUCGUGGCCACUCCCUCGGUGCUCUACCUAGGCUAUGCCAUCCACAAAAUCGCCAGGAUGGUGGAGCACAGCGAGGCCACCAGGAGAGCCAGGAGGAGGAGCUUGCCCAUCCGCUGGAAACAGCACCGGGGCUUGGAGGAAGCUGAGGGUGACCACGAGGAAGAUCCCAUGAUGUACCCGGAGAUCGAGGUGGAGAGCGUCAGGGAGAGCAAGGAGAAGCAGAGCCCGGCCAAAGCCAAGCACGACAGCCGGCGGCAGAUCCGGGAGGACGGGCUCAUGAGGAUUUAUGUCCUGCAGCUCCUGGCCAGGGCCCUGUUUGAGGUUGGCUUCCUGGUGGGGCAGUAUUUCCUCUACGGCUUCCAGGUGAGCCCCGUGUUCGUGUGCAGCAGGAAGCCCUGCCCGCACAACGUCGAUUGUUUCAUUUCCAGGCCGACGGAAAAAACCAUUUUCCUGCUGAUAAUGUACGGCGUGAGCUGCAUGUGCCUGCUCCUGAACGUGUGGGAGAUGCUGCACUUGGGCUUUGGCACCAUCCGGGACACCUUGAACGCCAAGAAGAAGGAGAUGGUUGACUCUGGGACCUUUAACUACCCCUUCACCUGGAACACACCCUCGGCUCCCCCGGGCUACAACAUCUCCCUGAAGCCGGAGCAGAUGCAGUGCACGGAGCUGGCCAACGCCAAGAUGGCCUACAGGCAGAACAAAGCCAACAUAGCUCAGGAACAGCAGUAUGGCAGCAACGAGGGCAACAUCCCCAGCGACCUGGAGAUCCUGCAGAGGGAAAUCAAAGUGGCUCAGGACCGCCUGGACCUCGCCAUCCAGGCUUACAACAACCAAAACAACCCCAGCGGCUCCAGAGGGAAGAAAUCCAAAGCUGGCUCCAACAAAAGCAGUGCCAGCAGCAAGUCAGGAGAUGGGAAGAACUCGGUCUGGAUUUAAUGUUGGCUCGGUUGAUAUGCUGUGGUUUUUUUCCCCCCUAGUUUAUCAUAACCAGCAGUCCCAUGAAUAAUGGCUUCCAUUAAGGGAAUAUUUGACUCUGCUGAUUUUCAGGGAUACCGUUGGCUCGUGAUUCAGCCCCAGAAAGGGUUUAUACACUGACUCUAGGACUUUAGAACUUUAUUCUUUUGUCUUCCAAGUCAGGAGACAAAUAGGUAUAUUUAAUUCAUUCUCAUUGAACGGUUUAUGCUGUAUGUACAGUAUUAUAGUACAUUUAUUAUGCACAAUUUUUUUUGUAUUUGUACACUGGAUCUGAUGUUACACUUUUUAUAUCAACAAGGACAAAGCAAUGGAUAGCCAUUAGCAUUUUGUUAAUUUUAUUAUUGUUGUCUGCAGUUAUGUCAUUGUUCUUCCUUGUUUUCCAAGUAAAACUUUUUAUAAAACUUUUC